Limulus polyphemus (Atlantic horseshoe crab) is the source of this 1174-nucleotide messenger RNA. Its product is annotated as probable endochitinase. Gene Ontology annotation, molecular function: chitin binding. The coding region runs from base 67 to 594 and encodes 175 amino acids. The record is from RefSeq and is a predicted model, not a curated record. Lineage: Eukaryota; Metazoa; Arthropoda; Merostomata; Xiphosura; Limulidae. Gene Ontology annotation, cellular component: extracellular region. The transcript has 5 exons.
AACACAAAACAAAGCUAAUCUGCAGAGCUCUUGUUGAUAGCACCAAGACAGGAAGCACCAGCAAAUAUGAAAAUAAUAUAUUGUCUUCUCUUCGUUGGGAAUAUCCUUGUGAACGUCCAGACAAAGGACGUGGCUCCAAGAUCUUCGUCACACCAGUAUCCGGACUUGGAGUUUAAGUGUGAAAACCGUAUUGGAUAUUUUGCUGAUGUAAUCCGGAAUUGCAAGGUUUUUUAUCUGUGUACAAAAGAAGGAUUGAAGUACAACUUUGUCUGUCCUCCCACCCUGGUGUUUGAUGAGAAAGACUCUGUUUGCAAACGAAAAGAGAACGUAGACUGCAGGGGGCCAGAAGAAACGAACGUUUUGAAGAGUCCAUCUCACAAGUAUCCAAAGCAACUUGAGUUUGAAUGUAAAAAGGACGCCGACCCUAAUCUUUAUUAUGUUGACACCAUAAGGGAUUGCCGUCACUUUCACCGCUGUGUGAAUGGCAAGAAAUACGAGUUCAACUGUCCAGAAGGCUUAGCAUUUGACAGCAGUAAGCAGGCUUGUCUUCUAAAGGACCAUGUCAAGUGUGACCGUAAAGAGCCAGAGGAAUAAGUCAUUCUCUUUGUUCAAAUAUGUUUACGUGUGAAGCUACUUGUUAUUGUCAAAAUGUUAAAAAUAAGUAAUAAUUAAAUGUGUAAUUAAUACUUGAAACAGUCGGUACUUGGUGAAACUCCAUAAUUACAAAAAAAGAGGAAAACAAAGAUAAUUGUACGUUUCAUAAAUAUUUCAUGUAUGACAACUUGAUGAUGUCUUUACUACCAAAACCAAGAUCGUCAUAAAUAAAAUAUUUGUGAAACGUACAACUGUCUUUGUUUUCCUCCAUUUUUUUAAACAAAUAUGGGCUUAGUUUGAUUGUACUAUCGUUAUAUUAUCAAACAAUGCAAGUUAUCUAUUUUACUCCAAGAAAAUGUGAUUUAGGACGUUCUGUAAGCUAAUAUAAAAUAUAUUUCUCCAAAUUAACCUUUAAGACAAACUUGUCUCAGUUAUUUUGAUUAUUAUACACGCAGGAUAAUUAACUGUUCAUCCUGUACUGAUUAAAAAUAUUUGACUAGCAGUAGCAAUAACAUAUGAAAAUCUAUGUUGAUUUUUCACUGUUUGGAAAUUAUGAAUAUUAAAGAGAAACUUAUAUAAA